Molecule: messenger RNA, 519 nt
Organism: Tachysurus fulvidraco (yellow catfish)
Lineage: Eukaryota; Metazoa; Chordata; Actinopteri; Siluriformes; Bagridae
Gene: ccl27a
Product: chemokine (C-C motif) ligand 27a
Exons: 3
Coding region: 91-366 (91 amino acids)
Biological process (GO): immune response
Cellular component (GO): extracellular region
Molecular function (GO): chemokine activity
Source: RefSeq, a predicted model, not a curated record
GAUGGGAGUAGGUGUUACUUAGACAGCAAACCCUUGCACCCUCAAAGGGAGUGAAAAAAAAAAGUGAAAGUCUGCACGUUUAUUCUUACCAUGGAGCGCCAAGCUGCAGCCGUGUUGCUUCUCCUCCUGUGUGUCAUCAUCAUCACUACCACUGAGGGAUUCACCCCAAAUUGCUGCAUAAAAACUGCACAUAAGAUUCCCCGGAACUUAAUAAGAAAAGCUGACAAAUAUGAAAUACAGUCAGAAGGUGGAUUGUGUGAAAUUAAAGCCCUGAUCUUGUAUGUGGGAAAGAAGAAACUUUGCUUUGAUCCUAAAAUGGAAUAUAUGAUGAAGAAUAAAUAUAAGCAUGCCUACAGACAAAAUUAGUGAUGACAUCAUACUAAGAAAUGUCCCACUGUAGGGACUGUCAUUUUUUCUGAGAUUUCUUUACAGAAUAUGUACGAUGUAUGAGAUGGUUUGUAUUCAGUAGCAGAAACAAUUACAACUAAUAAAGGUUUUGGGUUUCAAUCAAGAAAAUUA